AUGAGAUUCAGUGGACCAAACCUUUACUAUGAUUACAAGAACAAGCUUGGCCGAUUUGAUUUUUUCGAUAAUUACUAUGACAUGAAUAACUCGUGGGGUUCUAUCAACAUGACUAUCUUAUGGAUUGAUACUGUGGUUUGGUUUGUCUAUCCUAAAGUAAAACAAUGCACCCUAAGGUCGAAAAACCUUCCAUUAAUUUCUCCAGAUUGGCUCAAGAUGACUCAUUAUGUCGGGAGGACACUCUUCAGAGAGAUGUACUCUGAUGUUUGGCAGUUUCCCAAUGUGGAUGAUCUUGAUGGAAUGAGAUAUUACCACAAAGUGGGGAGUUCUUCUGAAACUAAAAUUCCUCUUCGAAGCACAAAUCAAAUUAAUGAUCCAGGAGCAACAGAUUAUUUCGAUUUUACGAUAGGACCUUCCCAUGUUAAUUUGUAUCAGAUUCCAAAGUUUUGCAAAGAAUAUUGA
This is a messenger RNA of Naegleria fowleri, 462 nucleotides long. RefSeq lists its product as uncharacterized. The coding region runs from base 1 to 462 and encodes 153 amino acids. The transcript has a single exon. NCBI's taxonomy places the organism in Eukaryota, Heterolobosea, Eutetramitea, Acrasida, Naegleriidae. The record is from RefSeq and is a predicted model, not a curated record.